Messenger RNA from Cololabis saira (Pacific saury), 2374 nucleotides. RefSeq names its product discoidin, CUB and LCCL domain containing 2 (gene dcbld2). The record is from RefSeq and is a predicted model, not a curated record. Lineage: Eukaryota; Metazoa; Chordata; Actinopteri; Beloniformes; Belonidae. The coding region runs from base 1 to 2286 and encodes 761 amino acids. The transcript has 18 exons.
AUGGAGCAUCCGCGCGGCGGCGCAGCGUCCGCCGACAGAGAAAAGGCCUCUUCCUGUUCUGUUAAUGAAGCCUCCAUGGGGCUCCUGCCGGGCCCCCCGUCGCCCACCCAUCAACCUCCGCUGACUCGUUACGUCAUCAUUCGUUAUGCUCACCAACAGCAGCCACCUCCAAACGCCUACAAAAUCCUCAGCUGCCGGAGCACCGACGCCGGUCCCCGGGAGGAUCCAGGGUUCGAGGCGGGGGAGCCGGGUCCCCGGAGCGGGCAGCAUGCACUCGGACUGCAGGCUGCAGUAAUGCUGGGCGGGGGACCGUCGGGGGCCGCGGGGCUCCUCGUCCUGUGGAUCCUCGCCGUGCUCACCCAGGGAGGCUGCCGGGCGCAGAAAGGCGACGGCUGCGGCCCCAGCGUCCUCGGCCCCGGCAGCGGGACUCUGUCCUCCCUGGGCUACCCCAGGACGUACCCCAACAACUCGGUGUGCGAGUGGGAGAUCCGGGUCCCGCCGGGCCAGAGGAUCCACUUCCGCUUCGCCCUGCUGGACAUCGAGGACGGAGACUGCCAGGUCAACUACCUCCGCCUGCACGACGGCAUCGGCCCCGGCAGGAGCCAGAUCGAGAAGUUCUGCGGUCUGGGUCUGGAGGUGGGGGACCUGAUCCAGUCCUCAGGGAACCAGGUCACGGUCCAGUUCAUGAGCGGGACGCACCACACGGGCCGAGGGUUCUACCUGUCCUACUCCACCACCGAACACCCAGAUCUGAUCACCUGUCUGGACCGAGGGUCCGACUUCCCGGAGGCCGAGUACAGUAAAUAUUGUCCCGCCGGCUGCCUGACGUCUCCGGAGGAAAUCUCCGGGUCGAUACCCAAGGGCUACCGAGAGUCGUCUCCUCUCUGCGUGGCGGCGGUCCACGCCGGCGUGGUGUCGGACGCGGCGGGCGGCCGGAUCAGCGUGGUGAGCAGCAAGGGAAUCCACCACUACGAGGGAACGCUGGCCAACAACGUGACGUCCACGGGAGGAACUUCGUCCAACAGCCUCUUCACCUUCAGAACCAGCGGUUGCUACGGGAAACUGGGCCUGGAGUCGGGCGGCGUCCUGGACGGGCAGCUCAGCGCCUCGUCGUCGUGGGACUGGAGCGCCGACGGAGACCAGAACCGGGUCUGGGGGCCGCCGGGGGCCCGGCUCAAAAGGGCCGGGCUUCCCUGGGCGCCGGCUCACAGCGACCCGCAGCAGUGGCUGCAGGUGGACCUGAAGAAGGAGACCAAGAUCACAGGCAUCAUCACCACCGGCUCCACCCGGAGGGAGUUCCCAUACUUCGUCUCGGCGUUCCGGCUCCGCUACAGCGACGACGGCAGGAAGUGGUUCGUCUACAGCGAAGCCGACUCCACCCGGGACAAGGUCUUCCAGGGAAACACCAACUACCUGCAGGAAGUGAGGAACAACUUCCUGCCGCCGCUGGAGGCUCGAUUCGUCCGGAUAAGCCCCGCCUCCUGGCAGCAGCGCAUCGCGCUGAAGCUGGAGCUGCUGGGCUGCCAGGCCGCAGGACCCGCCCGCCGGACCACGGACCUCCGGCCCCGGAUGUCGCCUGACUCUCCGCCGCUAGCCGGAACCAAGCGGCCGCCGUACCUGGUUCUGACCACGCCCACCCCGGACAUCAGGAACACCACCAUGCCGCCGCACACCGGGAAAGACGGGGUUCUGGCGGCGGUUCUGAUCCCGGUCCUGGUGACGGUCUCCACGGUGCUGGUCCUGGCGGUGGUGUGUACGCUGUACCGGAGGAACAGGAAGCAGAGCUCCGAGAGAACGUACGACCUUCCCCAGUGGGACCGGACAGAUUGGUGGAAGAGCAUGAAGCAGCUGCUUCCGUCCAAGAUGGUGGAGACGGAGGACUCGGUCCGGUACAGCAGCAGUGAGGUGGGCCGCCGCGCCGGGCCGGGACUCCACGCCGCGCCUGCAGAGUACGCCCAGCCGCUGGUGAGCGGCGUGCCGACGCUGGGCGCCCGCUCCACCUUCAAGCCGGACGAGGGUCCCGACCCGGGAUACUCGGACCCGGAGCUGUACGACGCCCCGCUGUCCCCGGCCUACGCCGAGCCGCUGCCGGCCUCGGGGGCCGAGUACGCCACGCCCAUCGUGGUGGACAUGGGCUGCCACCCGGCGGCGCUGCUCUCACGGACAAACAGCGGCGGCGGCGGCUCGCCGUACGACACGCCCAAGAUGGCCGCCGCCGCGGGGCAGGCCACGCCCCCCGAGGACCUGACCUAUCAGGUGCCUCAGAGUCAGAGGGGGCAGAGCUAGGAGGAGCCACCGGAGCCCCCCUGGAGCCCCCGGAGGCCGGCGCCAACGCCGGCAGUCCAAACCACUGGAGCCCAGAUGGGAGGGAAUU